AUGCUACCAUUGAUUAUUGGCCUAACAACACUCGGUUUACUCGCUCUUCUCACAUUGUGCUGUUGCUGUUGGUAUUAUUUACUUUGCGGAACAUUUGCUCGAAAUUUGUGGAAAAAACAAAAACCUAGUGAUAUUGAUAAUCUCAUUAGUCGACAUGAACCAGGCAAAAACUAUCGCAUUAGCGAUUUAGAGCUCAGUAGUACGUCAACAAGAAGUCGCCAGCCGACUGAGAGUAGUGAUGACUGUGAUUUGAGUUUAACCAGUCUUUUUCCUUUAAAAGGGGAGGGAAAUGUUAGUAUAACAAGGGUAAAAAAGGGUCAACUUUCAGAUACAAAUGACGGAAUCGAAAAUUCUCCAUUACAUAUCACUAAUAAUCGCGAAGUAAAACAGAAGCCCAGAGUGAGUAUUAUCAAAGUGAAUAGGAUUCAAUCCUCAGUACCAAACGAGGAAAGAACUGAUGCUACUGUAAGAAAAGAAGAUGUUGAGCAAGAUAUUCCUGAGAUUCUACUGCCAGAACGAAGAGUAAGUGUCGUUAGACUACCUCGACAAAAAUCAUCUUGUUACGUUGAGCCUCUUAAGAGUGCUAUUUCUAGUAAUAUUGUACAGGCUCGUAGAAGAAAAAGUCAGGUUAGCUUAAGUAAAGUAAAAAGGAUCAGCACGGCUAUCUCCGAAGUGAGUGUCAUGAAAGUACCCCGAGAUUCUACGACAGUUAAACAAGAGAGCUCCCAUCCUUCAGAUGAAUCGAAAGCAAGUCAGCGCAAAAGGACCAACACAAUUACCUCCGAAGUGAGUGUCGUCAAAGUACCCCGAGAUUCUACGGCAGUUAAGCAAGAGAGCUCCCGUCCUUCAGAUGAAUCGAAAGCAAGUCAGCGCAAAAGGACCGACACAACUACCUCCGAAGUGAGUGUCGUCAAAGUACCCCGAGAUUCUACGGCAGUUAAACAAGAGAGCUCCCAUCCUUCAGAUGAGUCGAUAGCUAGGCAGCGAAAAAGUAUUGUUAUCAAUGCUCCAACUAUUGAACAAAUAUACAAACAACUACAACCGCCACCAUCUGCAAGAUCAAAUGUAGCUGUGACAAAAUUAUCGCGAGUGUUAAAACAAGUGAAAGAUGAUAGAAUUGAUGACGCAGCUGUUGAAGACAUAGACUAG
This is a messenger RNA of Didymodactylos carnosus, 1149 nucleotides long. Lineage: Eukaryota; Metazoa; Rotifera; Eurotatoria; Philodinida; Philodinidae. The record is from the annotation of a GenBank genome assembly.